Molecule: messenger RNA, 1063 nt
Organism: Onthophagus taurus
Lineage: Eukaryota; Metazoa; Arthropoda; Insecta; Coleoptera; Scarabaeidae
Product: dnaJ homolog subfamily B member 13
Cellular component (GO): cytosol
Molecular function (GO): protein-folding chaperone binding
Source: RefSeq, a predicted model, not a curated record
ACUUCAAAAAUCAAAAUGGGUUUAGAUUAUUACGGAAUCUUACAAAUACCAAGAAAUAGCACAGAUUUAGAUAUUAAAAAAGCUUUCAGAACAUUAGCAUUAGAAUUUAAUCCCGAACGAUUACACCAUAGAAGUUCCCGUCAAGUAUUCACGUUAAUAUGCGAAGCGUACGAUGUCCUCUCAAAUCCGUUAAUAAGAGCCGUUUUCGAUCAAUACGGAGAGGAAGGUUUAAAAAAUGGAGUUCCCGGACCACAAGAUUAUAUAAAACCCUAUCAUUAUCACGGGGAUCCGAUGAAAACGUACAAAGAUUUCUUUGGGACCGCGUCUCCUUACGCCGAUUUAAUGGAUUAUAUUUUGAAUCCGCCGAAAAUUUAUGAUUUGCCGGAAGGGAGGGGAAUUUGCAAAAAGCAACCGCCUAUUUAUCAUCCUUUGGCUUUAACGUUGCACGAAGUGUUUUUUGGGGGGGUUAAAAAAAUGAAAAUACGACGAUUGGAAUUUAUGGGGCCCGAUAAAAUUCAAACUGAGGUUAGAGAAAAAAUUUUAUCGAUUCCUAUUAAACCGGGAUUGAGAAGGGGAACUGAAAUUGUUUUUCCUGAAGAAGGGGAUCAAAAUCCAGCUCAUAUAGCAGCGGAUAUUAUUUUUAUAACCGAAGAUCGACCUCACGAAUACUUCGUCCGCGAAGAUGAUAAUUUAGUUACAGAAGCUGAGAUAACACUACAAGAAGCACUAUUAGGCACAACAAUAACAGUAAAUACAAUAGACCAUAGAAUUAUACGAAUUCCCAUUACGGACAUUGUUAAUCCUGGUUAUGAAAAAGUUGUUCCAAACGAAGGAAUGCCCAUUUUAGAAACUCCAGGUGAAAAAUCUGACUUGAUAAUACGCUUUAGGGUCGAAUAUCCGCCGUAUUUACCGAAAGCCAGUCGAGAUUUACUCGAAAAAGCGUUCUUUUUGGCGAAAAUCGGUGGCGGUAGAAACCAACAAGAAAUGGUCAACAAAAUGAUUUUAGCCGAUAAAAUUAUGAGAGUUUGUCCCGACGAACAAUUACCACCUAUUUAAUUCAAUA